Molecule: messenger RNA, 1788 nt
Organism: Trichomycterus rosablanca
Lineage: Eukaryota; Metazoa; Chordata; Actinopteri; Siluriformes; Trichomycteridae
Exons: 5
Coding region: 7-1113 (368 amino acids)
Source: RefSeq, a predicted model, not a curated record
UCACCCAUGGGCUCCCCUCAGUGUGAGCUCGUUUCAUUGCUUCGUCCUGUUCUUCUAACGACCAUCAUGGAAAAUCUCAUCCCUUCAAAACAAGUAGAGGACGCUUCUUGCAACACAAUACAGUCCUCUGAACUGAAUGAAGACACCACAGAGGUCCUGGGUUCAACAGGACAGUGUGAAGACUCUGUCAAUGGACAGACAACCACAGUUGACACAAAUCCAAGAAGAACACGGAUGAAGAAAGUCCGGGACUUCUUCAGAGGAGUGUGGCAGAGGGUCAGACGACUUUUCAGCAGACGAUCCAGUUCCAGCAAUGUUUUGAAUGUGGACAAUCUGCUGGAUUUAGUUGAAAGGGUCCAAAGUAUAUUAGUGGAGGAACUUAAGGACAACCUGUAUCCUCCACUGACAGAGUUUGUAAACAAUCAAUUUCCAUGUACAUCCACUAGUUCAAACCAGACCAGGGACCAUAAUGAGCCUGGACCCUGUGGAACCAGUCCCACUAAAGAUCAGCAGCUUGAAACAGAGCUACGAGGGGAAAACUUGCCACCUAAUAACACAGACACCACUGUGGACGGUAUGGACCUGAGGGGUCGUGUGAGGCAGGUCCUGUUCAGUAGUGCCAGCAGCACACAGCAAGAUAAAGUCAGUCAGGAACCAUCAGUUAAAACAAUGACUGAAUCUCUUGCUGGAGUGCUCUGCCAGCACCUGCAGGAUAAAGUUACACCACUGCUCCAGAAUGUAAAACACCUACUGGAAUGCAGAAUUUCUCAAGACGACUGUUUUCCUACACCAUGUGGCUGCAAAGAUUUUGUAUUAGAUUUAUUUCUAAAUUUGCUCAAGGCCACAAAUUCCUUAAGUCCAGAGGAGCUAUCGCUCUUCUACAAUAUCCUUCUGCACACUGUAUUGGACAAAACAGUGACGCAAUUGCUGGCUAAGGGAUUUGAGGUAAAAGGGUCACCCAUAAACUCCCCUCAGAGUGAGCUCGUUUCAUUUCUGCAUCCUUUAAUUUUAAUUACAAUCAUGGACAAUCUUGUCCCAUCAAAACAAGGUAAAGUUUUUCUUUCUCACUAUGUGUUCACUAUGGUGACGGUAUAUUUUGUAUCAUUGUUUUGAAAAGCAUUUUUAAUCCCGUGUAUCAUUGUUUGAACAGCAUUUUAAAUCAUGUUUCUGUGUGAUUUCAGUAGAGGAUGCUUCUUGCAACACCACCACAGAGGUCCUGAGUUCAACAGAAAUAUCUGUAGAUCCUGUUGAUGAAUUCCCAAUUCAAUGCACAAAACCAAGAAGGAAAAGAAUGAAACAGGUCCAGGACUUCUUUAGAGGAGUGAGCCAGACAAUCAGACGACCUCUCAGCAGACGAUUCCAUUCCAGCUGAAUCCACAAUGCUGAUUCAUUUUCAAUUUUAGUUCUAUUUAGCAAUUAAACAUAGUAAGAGACGUUCUAAAUAAUACUAAAGUGAGUGUAGCUGCACACUUUCCAAUUGGUAUACUGAAUUUACUAGGUUUUUCAUAAGUGAACAGACAGGGAUGAGAUUGUUUAACUAUCUCUCUGGCUAUAGUUCAUUACUUACUGAUUGCUUAUAUGUAUCUCAACAAUCUGAUUAGUUUUGAAGUGAUUUGGGUGAAAGUAUUCCUUUUGUGGGACUUGAGCUCCUCUAAUUAUUGGAUUGUUUGUGGGCUAAGUUAUUUGAAUGGGUUUAAUUACAGUAGACCAAAACUGAUCAGUUUAAAACUUUUCAUGUUCCCUUUUGCCACUUUACUUUAGUAUUAUUCAAAACUUUUUCUUGUUAUA